Molecule: messenger RNA, 812 nt
Organism: Callorhinchus milii (elephant shark)
Lineage: Eukaryota; Metazoa; Chordata; Chondrichthyes; Chimaeriformes; Callorhinchidae
Gene: mblac1
Product: metallo-beta-lactamase domain containing 1
Exons: 1
Coding region: 82-726 (214 amino acids)
Source: RefSeq, a predicted model, not a curated record
CAGGACAGGCGGCCUCUGCCGGGGGGUGACCCGGGUACCGGACGCUGCGGUGGUGCCCAGGAAGCCGCUGGUCUGUGGGCGAUGAGCGCCCCCUGGAGGGUGCGGACCGAACCUCGCGGGAGCCACGAGAUCCGGGGGGGACCCUACUCGGUGCACGUGAUCCAAGAGGGCUACGCUUACACGGACCCCGAGGGCCGGGUCCGGGCGGACGGCACCGUGACGCUGGUCAAGGGGCCGCGGGUGAUCGUGGUGGACACGGGCAGCCCCGGCGACGGCCCCCUGAUCGUGGAGGGCCUGCGGCAGCGGGGGGUGGCCCCGGGGGACGUCACCCACGUGGUGUGCACCCACGGCCACUCCGACCACGUGGGCAACCUGGGCCUCUUCCCUCAGGCCACCUUCGUGGUCUCGCACGACGUGUGUCGGGGCCACGUGUACUCGAGCCACGGCCUGAGCGAGGGGCAGGGGCUGCCCAUCGACGGCUGGGCGGAGGUGCUGCCCACGCCCGGCCACUGCGCCCGCGACGUCAGCCUCCUGGUGAGGGGCACCGCGGAGGGGCAGGUGGUGGUGGCCGGGGAUCUGUUUGAGCGGGAGGCGGACGAGGGCAGCUGGCAGGCGGUCAGCGAGAAUCCCGCCCUCCAGGCCCAGCACCGCCGGCGGGUCCUGGAGCUCGCCGACGUCGUCGUGCCCGGGCACGGCCCACCUUUCAGGGUGAUAAAGGGGCCGUGAGCGGAGCAGAGCCGCCCGGACCGCCCCCUCUGUACGUGGAGUCUUGUAGUGCAGUGGUGAGAGCCCUCACCUCGCAAGCCAGAGGG